Molecule: messenger RNA, 1297 nt
Organism: Salpingoeca rosetta
Lineage: Eukaryota; Choanoflagellata; Craspedida; Salpingoecidae
Exons: 3
Coding region: 1-906 (301 amino acids)
Cellular component (GO): plasma membrane
Molecular function (GO): oxidoreductase activity
Source: RefSeq, a predicted model, not a curated record
AUGUGUAGUUGCACCGCUACCAUCCAUGCCUUCAGAUUGAUUCGCUGGUUUCAUACGUACUAUGCGUGUGGCGGGCUUGGCCUGUGGCUGCUGGACCGGUGCAUUCGCAUUGUGCGCCGCUGCGACCCCGUCACCAUCAGCAGCGUCACCGUCAACAAGGAGGCCGGUGUCACCGUGCUGCAGCUCGCAAAGGCAAACUUCACCUUCUAUGCUGGCCAGUACAUCUGGCUCAACGUCCCCUGCAUCUCCCACAUGGAGUGGCAUCCGUUUACGGUGAGCUCACCACCGUCUGCAGACAAGCUGACGCUGCAUGUCAAGAACAUGGGCCCCAACACGUUCACGGCCAAGCUGAUGUGGGUGACAGACACGUACCCGCUGGAGGCCAUCAAGCUGCGUGUCGACGGCCCAUACGGGCGCCCGCUCUACUUUGACGAGGUCGAGAACCUCAUUCUCGUUGCUGGCGGUAUUGGCGUCACCCCGAUGCACUCCAUCCUCAUGGAGAUUUACAACCGCGCGCGGGCUGGCAUGGACGUUGGCCGCAUCAAGACAGUGACGCUGGUGUGGGCGGUGCGACAGGCGGAGCUGCUGCACAUGUUCAACGACAUGCAGGAGGUUGCCCGCGACAACUUUGUGCAGGUCAAAUUCGACUUCUCGUUCCACAUCACGGGCGCUGCCUCGUACGCAUCGCUCGGUCCUUCCAGCCGCCCUGGCGAGCACGAGCUUGUGGACGUGGUGUCGUCGUUUGCCAAGGCGGGCCGUCCAGACCUGAUGACGGUUGGCGGCGGGUUCAGCACGGGCCGAAACACGAUGGUCAUGGUGUGUGGACCCGAGCAGAUGAUCACCGCAGCAAGCGACAUGGCGGCGUACUACGACUUUGCCUUCCACCACGAAGUGUUCACCUUCUAAAAGGCAUUCGGCGCUGUGCCUGUCUGUCUGUCUGUCUGUCUGUCUGUCUGCUUGCCUGUCUGUGUAUGUGUAUGUGUCUGUGUGACGUGUGUUCAUUGUGGCCUUGUUUGCGCGACUGCUGUGAAUCGAGAUUGCAUCUUCAUCGUGUAUCGUGCUGUUGCAACUUCGAGGGCCUCCUUACGCGGAGUUUUCUUCGUGACACCCCUUCCCACCACCUCCUCUUCAUUUCAUGCGACUGUGUCAACCUCAAACGUGCCCAUCUCUUUCUUAUUCACCAGCACAAGUGUGUAUGUGUGUGUGUGUUCUGUGUUCCUUUCUUGGUUUGUGUUUUGCGACUUAGCUUGAAGUCAACUUCCACUUGCAUCAAUCAAAUGAAAGGGUGUUUACUUGA